Messenger RNA from Momordica charantia (bitter melon), 1486 nucleotides. Its product is annotated as ribosome biogenesis protein NOP53. The record is from RefSeq and is a predicted model, not a curated record. Gene Ontology annotation, molecular function: 5S rRNA binding. Lineage: Eukaryota; Viridiplantae; Streptophyta; Magnoliopsida; Cucurbitales; Cucurbitaceae. Gene Ontology annotation, biological process: rRNA processing; ribosomal large subunit assembly. Gene Ontology annotation, cellular component: nucleolus.
CUGCAGUUGCUUAGGGCAAGGGCUGCACCAGGGCUGUCAAUCUUCAAUCUUCACUUUUCAAUUUCAGAGCGAUGGGGAAGAAAUCAAAGAGUUCUAGGAAGGGGAAGAAGGCAUGGAGAGCAAACAUAAGCUCUGCAGACGUUGAGGAUUUCUUUGAGAAGUCCACAAAGGAUGCUCUCUCCGGUGGCUCACUCGCUGCCGUUCCCAGCGAUUCCCUUUUCGUCGUCGACAAGUCCAGAGAUCUCUCUGUGAAGCGGAAAAUCGAAAAGAAACGGGAAAAAACACUUUAUUGUGACAGCAUAUUGAAAAAGAAUCCGUUUGUCCAACCUGUGCCUUCUUCAACACAUAAUAAAUCCAAGAAAAAAUCUGAAGAGCCUUCCAAAGCUAAAGAAAUCCCUCAACAUGAUGCCAAGGUUGGCGUGUUUGAUCUAUGGGAUGAUAAAGGGGAAGAUAGAAGCAAGAUCAGUAAGAAACCAAAGUCAUCUAUUAUUCCAGCAGUAGAAGUUGAGCCCCCUGGAUGUUCGUUCAAUCCAUCACAUGAAAGUCAUCAGGAUAUAUUGGCCCGUGCCGUUGCAGAAGAAAUGCAGAAAGCAUACCGAAAGGAGCUAGGGCCUGAGCCAGUUCCUUUGACAGUCCAGGGAGAAGUUAUUAGUGAAGAAGAUAUGUUAUUUUUGGAUGCUGAUAAUGAUACUGAUGAUGACACCAAUUUGGACAAUAUGGAUCAGGAUGUAAAUAAUGAAUCAGAAAAAAGGCCUUUGAAGAUGAAGAGGGUUACUCGGGUUGAACUAAAUAAGAGAGCUAGACAAAAARAACAGCUCAGAAAGGAAGCUGAAGCAAAAAAGUUGGCAGGAAUUUCUAAAGAAAUUGACAGCUUGCCAGAUAUCAUUCAAGAAAUAGCAAAAGAAGACGAGGAGAAACAAAAAAGACAUAUCCGACGAACGAUAGCCAAACAGGAGAGAUUAAAGUCAUGCCCACCUCGCUUGGGGAAGCACAAGUUUGAGCCUGCUCUGGUUCAAGUCCUACUAUCCGAAGAAAUAACCGGGUCGCUUCGCAAGUUGAAGGGCUGUUGCACACUUGUGAAGGACAGGUUUAAGAGCUUAGAGAAACGAGGAAUAAUUGCCCCUACUGCCAAGAGCAGAAGGAAAUAGGAAUGAAUUUGUUUUAUUGUUGAACUCGAUAGACCGAGUGGCGAAUUCGAUGAGAUGAUGGUGAUGGUUUUAGUUUAAAGCAACUAGAUUGAACAAUAUAGGAACCAAGAAGUUCAAAAGAUGUAAUUUUAUCUUUUUCAAUUUUUAACUUGCUCUUUCUUCGAAGAAUGCCUUUCCUCUCUGUCUCUCUCAACCAUCUAUAAUGAUUGCCCCUUUUAUUUCUUUUAGAGAGGUCGAGUUUAAAUUUACAUGUCUUAUUAGAAUUUUGGCUUAUUAAAAACAUGUACAUGUCUUUUAUCAGAAUUUUAUUUGGUUAAUUUUGGCUGGAUUUAUAUGAA